Molecule: messenger RNA, 4143 nt
Organism: Cololabis saira (Pacific saury)
Lineage: Eukaryota; Metazoa; Chordata; Actinopteri; Beloniformes; Belonidae
Gene: prpf4bb
Product: pre-mRNA processing factor 4Bb
Exons: 16
Coding region: 25-3111 (1028 amino acids)
Biological process (GO): mRNA cis splicing, via spliceosome; peptidyl-serine phosphorylation; peptidyl-threonine phosphorylation
Molecular function (GO): ATP binding; protein serine/threonine kinase activity
Source: RefSeq, a predicted model, not a curated record
AAGGAGGCCCUUCAGCCGAGGAAAAUGGCUGACGUUGAGAUGGAGAUCACGUCUACAAGAAUGAAUAAUGGCAACGAGCACGUAAAGCAAGACCUGGAAAGCCAUGAAAAAAGCGGGAAUGAAGACAGUGGAGACUUGUCUGAGGAAGAAGAGGAGGAAGGGGAGGAGGCUGAAACUAACGGUGAGAAGACAGCAGAGGAGACCAAACAUCACAGCAGCAGCGGGAAACAUAAGAGGAAAAAACACAAGCAUCGUAGUAAGCACAAGAAGCACAAACAUGCAUCUGAUGAAGACAAGGAGCGCAAACGCAAGCAUCGCCACAAACAUAGGAAACACAAACGCAAAGAGGGCUCGUCUCCGUCCGCUGCUGUCGUCAUCGGCUCCUCCAGCCACAGGAAAGUGGAGUCUUCUCCUUCAUCUGGAAACCCAAGUCUGGACGACAGGGCCUUGUUGGAGGAUUUGGAGAAGCAGAGGGCCAUGAUCAAAGCCGAGCUGGAUAGCCAGUUGAUGGAGGGCAAGGUUCAGUCUGGGAUGGGUUUGAUCCUUCAGGGGUACAACUCUGGAUCAGAAGAGGACGCCGAGGGGAGGUUCCGAAACGGAGAACAGCGUCCGAGGGGCAGCUCAGGUAAACCCAUAUCUCCCAGAGGAGGGAAAAGUGGUAAAUCUAAACGGGACUCAACAGAGGCCAGUAAAACGAGCUCCAAGCGUCGGAGUCGGAGUAAGUCCGCAGAGAAGCCUGCCAAAGAGCCAAAGCAGGACAAGGGGACCAAAAGCAGCAAGGACACAGUGGUUAAAGACAGGGGGCGUGGCAGGAGCAGGUCAAAAGAGAAAAAGCAUUCAGACAGCACUGAUCAGCCCAAGGAGAGGAGGAAGUCCACGUCUCCUUCCACCGUAAGAAGCGAGCAGAAAGUCGGUCGCACUGAUAAACGUUCAUCUCCACAGCGGGAGGACAGACCAAACAAGGAGAGAGCCAGCCGGCGGUCCCGGUCGCCUGGACGAGAGCGGCCCAGCCGGUCCGACGCUGACCGGGACAAGCGGCCGGCCAAGUCUCCAUCCAAGGACACGUCGCUGGGGAAGGAGAACCGCUCCCCUCAUCGGCGAGGGGAGCACAGCCCCAGGAGGAAACGCAGCGUUUCCCCUCGCCACAGAGACAGCCACCAGCCGCCGGCCAGCGCCUCGGAGAGGACGUCCAAACAGAGCCAGUCCCCGUCGAGAACAAGGUCCCCGCCGAGGAGAGGACGCAGCCGGUCGGCCGACGCCAGGAGGAGGGAGGCCGACCGGCAGGACUCACCGCUCAGGAAGCGAAGGGUCGAUGUUGGACUUGGCCGGGCCAGAUCUCGAGACAUGAGUCCCAGGGCGGCCUCCCGCCGCAGGAUCAGCCGCUCACCUUUCAGGAGGAGAUCCCUGUCACCACGACGACGCUCCCGCUCCUCACCUCGCAGACGAAGCCGGUCUCCUCUGAGACGCAGGCCGUCUCUCCUAAUUAGACCGGGCUUUCCCUCCUGCAGGUCUGGGGAGAGAGACCGGUAUGGAAGACUCCGACAGUAUCGACGGUCAAUGUCCCGGGAUCGGGACAGGAGAAGGCGGCGCAGCAGAGACGAAGACAAGUUUAAAGGCAGCCUCUCAGAGGGAAUGAAACUUGAGCAGGAAUCCUCGGGGGAUGAAGUGUUGGAGGACUUUGAAGGUGAAGAGGUAGAUGAAGAAGCUCUGAUUGAACAGCGGCGCCAGCAGCGCUUGGCCAUCGUCCAGAAAUACAAGGUUGUGAAUGAGGACACCAUGGUAUCAGAGCCCAGCAGCCCCCAGAGCAGCACACGGAGCCGCUCGCCUUCCCCCGACGACAUCCUGGAGCGCGUGGCGGCAGACGUGAAGGAGUACGAACGCGAGAACCUCAACACCUUCGAGGCAAACAUCAAAGCCAAGCACAACCUCAUCGCCCAGGAGAAAGACGGAUCCAACCCCAAGAAGCCGUCAGCCCCCGACAUGUUUACAGAGUCCGACGACAUGUUUGCUGCCGACUUUGAUAAUGCCCGGAUGAGAGCAGCUGGUGUAGGAAAGGACUUCAAGGAGAACCCCAACCUCAGGGACAACUGGACCGACGCCGAGGGCUACUACCGGGUUAAUAUCGGUGAGAUCCUGGACAAGCGCUAUGACGUGUACGGCUACACGGGCCAGGGCGUGUUCAGCAACGUGGUCAGAGCCAGGGACACCGCCAGGGCUGGCCAGGAGGUGGCGGUCAAGAUCAUCCGGAACAACGAGCUCAUGCAGAAAACUGGUUUGAAGGAGUUAGAAUUCCUCAAGAAGCUGAAUGAUGCUGAUCCUGAUGACAAGUUCCACUGCCUUCGCCUUUUCCGGCACUUUUACCACAAGCAGCAUCUCUGUCUGGUGUUCGAGCCUCUCAGUAUGAAUUUGCGAGAGGUGCUGAAGAAAUACGGCAAAGACGUUGGGCUCCACAUCAAAGCCGUUCGUUCUUACAGCCAGCAGCUUUUCUUGGCCCUGAAGCUGCUCAAACGAUGCAACAUCCUCCACGCUGACAUCAAGCCCGAUAAUAUCCUGGUGAACGAGUCAAAAACCAUUCUGAAGCUUUGUGACUUCGGUUCUGCUUCACAUGUGGCGGACAACGACAUCACACCAUAUCUGGUCAGCAGAUUUUACAGAGCUCCCGAAAUUAUCAUAGGAAAGCCUUACGACUACGGCAUUGACAUGUGGUCUGUUGGCUGCACUUUAUACGAGCUUUACACCGGCAAAAUCCUGUUUCCUGGAUCUUCCAACAAUCACAUGAUCAAGCUGGCGAUGGAUCUCAAGGGGAAGAUGCCCAACAAGAUGAUCCGUAAAGGCUUGUUCAAAGACCAGCACUUCGAUCAGAACCUGAACUUCCUGUACAUUGAAGUAGACAAAGUGACAGAACGGGAGAAGGUGACGGUCAUGAGCACCAUCAACCCCACCAAAGACCUGCUGGCAGACAUGAUCGGGGGCCAGCGGCUGCCCGAGGACCAGAGGAAGAAGGUCAUGCAGCAGAAGGACCUGCUGGAGGGCACGCUGAUGCUGGACCCGGCCAAACGCAUCAGCAUCAACCAGGCUCUGCAGCACCCGUUUAUCCAGGAGAAGAUCUGAGCCCCUGAAGGCCACACACUCCCAGAGCCGGCGGACAGAACGGGCCGACCACUAAACCAGCUCUGACGGGAACUCAAACCCACAGACUUUGUUUCAGAAUGUCACUGAGUUUUCUUCUUCCUCAACAUUAUUUUGUUAAUGGAUACAUUAUUGUGUUUUAUUGUAAAUAGAUCAUUAAAACGGUAGCCUUUCUCGAAGACACUGAUUUCUGCGAUUUUUCAUUGUAAAUUUCCCUUCAAACCUCGCAAUACAGUCCUGGAUUUUUCUUUUUAUUUAACAGUCAUCGGAGUGACAGAUGUUUAAAAGAAAACUAUUACUGUAAAUACUGUAUGUCUAUUGCAUUAACAAUCCCAAGCAGCAGACAGAUGGGUUUUGUCGUAGAUGCAGACGUCAAAAUGCGUUGUUUUCUUUUUCUUUCUUCUUUUUUUAACCACAUUACUCAUAGUGGGGCGAUGCAUGCUUUUGAAUGUGCACCCUUUGUGCUCUGGGUUUCUGUGGUGCAGGCCUGUGUAAAUGCUCUGUAUGUGGAUCUGUGUCCCACACGUAACAGCAACUCCCCCCCACCCGUCUUGUUGCACCCCCUGGUAUUGAGGCCUGAUUUGAAGGAAUACAUGAAUUAUUAUGCUUUUUUCUUUCUUUUUUUUUGUUUUGAGCAAGAUUCUUUUUUUUUUUCUCCAGGGUAGGUAGUCUUUUCUUUCUUUUCUUCUCAAUUGUCCUCUCCUUCCAGCACUGUGGCUAGGUCCUGGCUCGUAAGGCUCUCACAUUCAAGUGCCUCCUCUAUGAGCCCAGUUUGUUCAAAUACCAAACAAUGCAGGCCUACAGAAGCCACAUCUGUGAUCCUUCCCUCCCAGUGUUGUACAUAGUCCAUAGUUACUGCUUAUUUCUUUUCUUGUAUGUUUAAUUUCUCUCCCAAUAAGUGGUCAAACCAACCCUUGUGAUUUCAAUAAAGAAUAGUCGUGGAAACGCUGCUGAAAGAGCACCUUCAGUAUAAAACGGCUUUUUAGUAAUAAAAUGUUUCCUCUUGUAUACAAA